AUGUUUGUUCCACAGCUUCCAAAUGCCUACGUUCUACCAGAACAAUCUGAGGACGAACAACACCUUCCCGGACCUUUCGAUCUACUCGAGCAAGCCCCCGAUGACUUGUUUGAGCUAUUCAACUCUCUAUUGCAAUUUAACCAACUCCUACCCUUCGACUCACCGUGUAACUUUGAUAUCCCCGAACCGGACCCUUUGAUAGUAGCAGAGCCAGCUGCCAUAGAUCUUCCCGCGCCCGUAGUUGAUGUUCAGCCUGAGAACCCCUCCGUAGAGGUCUCAGAACCGGCCGCUCUUGAUCUUCCCGCGCCCGUAGUUGAUGUUCACUCUGAGAAAUCCUCUACGGAGGUCCUCUGCAGCGGGAAAUGUAAAGGGAACUUACUAGGCCCCCACAAAUGCCAGCGCCUGCAGAGACGGCUCCACAUCGCCUGCCUCAGCACCGGCAAUUGUACGCAUAUCUCCAAGAGCAAAAACGACUUCAACCGCCACUGUCGGACAAAGCACGGGCUUAGGAAGGAGCUGCUUAAUUGCACUGUGGCGGGGUGCGAAAAGGUUGGGGUAAAAGGAUUCUCCCGCAGGGAUAAUUUAUUACAACAUUUGAGGAGGGUGCAUGGAGAGGAGCUUCCUGUUAUUCGGUACAGAUUUGGGCCGGCUCCUGCUUGA
This is a messenger RNA of Morchella sextelata, 660 nucleotides long. RefSeq lists its product as uncharacterized. Lineage: Eukaryota; Fungi; Ascomycota; Pezizomycetes; Pezizales; Morchellaceae. The record is from RefSeq and is a predicted model, not a curated record. The transcript has 3 exons. Bases 1 to 660 code for a protein of 219 amino acids.